CUUCUAGACCUACCAUCACUGGGACUCAAGGUUUUUGGGACAGACGUGCGCCUGUGUAUGUCCACAAGCGACGCACACGCAUAGCUGGUCCAUCCACCCAGCACCCAGCCACACACACCCCCACCACGUCACCAGGACCCCUCUGCACAGGAACACAAAGGCCCGGUCCACCUCUGCGCGUGGAGGGUCAGACACCCCCUCCUCUCCCGGGGGGCGUGGCGUCGGGGACCCAGCUGUCUCUGCCCACCCGCAAGGCCGUCUCUCCUCUGGGUCUGGGUCUCGAGGGACAGUUUCCUGCCUGGAAAGCCAACAGCUGGAAGAGGGUGGAGCUGGGGGUGCAGGGGGAGGUGAGCUUGCCUGCAGCCUGGGGGCCGCAGCCCUGUGCCCCUGACAGGGCCCUGCUGGCACAGGGUCUGGGCUGGGGAGGGAGUGCCUCGCUCUCCGCCCGCUGACCAAGGGGAGGGUGGGGAUGGGCUCCUCCUGCUACCGCCCAGCUCUCCCUGCAGACUCAGCCGGGAUGGGGUCCCCAUUCCUGCGCGCGGUCCUCCUGUGGCUCCCAGGCUUCCUGACCGAGGGCCUCUGCACCUCGGUGUCCUGCGGUGAUGCCCUUCGGCCAUGUCUGCGGAAGCCAGACGAGAGGACAGCCUUUUCUCUGGUCCUGGCUGGAGCCCAGAGCCUCUGCCCAUCUCUUCCCACACCCUUGCCCCCUCCCUACAGGAAGACAAGUGCCCCUCCCUGGAAGGGGGUCCACUCGGGGAGAGUGGAGGUAGGUGCCUUCCAUGGCGAGGGGGCUGGGCAAGGCUGUUUCUCUGCCCAGACCCCGCCUCUGCUCUGGCCCUUCCGGCCUCUCCUCCUCCUCUGGGGCAGAAGGUGUUGGGAGACUCUGACCCAGCCCUUCUCCCCCGGACCGCCUCUGAGGGUGAAUGUCAGCGUCCAGGGGAGGUCUGCCAGCCACACCCUCUGCCUCAGCCGCCUGACCCCCCUGGGGUCCCCGGAAGAGCAGCCAUUCCGGGCCCACACCAACGCGUCCAGCUUUGAGUUCCAGGACCUGGUGCCGGGAAGUCGCUACCAGCUGGAGGCGACAGCCCUGCGCCCCUGAGGGCAGAACACCACUGUCAUCCGCACUGCCCACACAGCCCUGUUGACGGUCCAGGACCUGCAGCUCCGUAGCUCGGGGAGCCCGUCCCGCCUGGAGGCCUUGCGGGGCGCUGCCCCCGGGGGGCAGAAUGGCUACCAGAUUCUCUUCUACCACCUGGAGUCACAGACAUUGGCUCACAAUGUGUCCGCGUCCCCGGGCACCCUGUCCGACAAUUCUAGUGACCUCUUACCCGGCAGCGAGCACGCUCUGGAGGUUCCCACCUGGGCUGCCGACCUCCAAGCGAAGCCCAGCAUCCAUCAGUGGACAGUGCCUGUGCCUCCAGCUCAGCUGACGCUGCGUGCGCCAGGUGCCAGUGCCCUGCAGGCCUCCUGGAAUGGCUCUGGGGGCGCCGCCUGGCUGCGUCUCGUGCUCACAGACCUCUUCGGCGACUCCAACCUGACGGCGGGGGUCACACGGGGCAUCUCCAGUCACACCUUCCCUCGCCUCUCUCCGGGAACCCCCUAUGAGCUGACACUCAGCGCUGUUGCCGGGCCCCAUCUGGCAGCAGGGCCCAACGCCACCGAGUGGGCUGGUGCGUGCUGGAUCCCUCAGUAACCCCUGGACCUGGUACUCGCUCCCCGGCCCCCAGAGCUCUGGGCCACCUGGAAGGCAGGGCCGGGGGCCCGGGAUGGCUACCUGCUCAGGCUAAGUGGGCCGGUGGAGAAGACCAUCACGCUGGGCCGGGCCCUUAAUGCCACGUUCCCGGGGCCCCUGCCCGCUGGACACUACGCUCUAGAGCUGAGGGUUCUGGCCGGGCCCUAUGACGCCUAGGCCCAGGCCAGUGCCUGGCUGGAGGGGAGUCUCCCAGCACCGGAAAGGCAAUGGUACCGAGCUGCCCCGGACGGGCUGGAGGCCGGCAGGGAGCCUGGGACCCAGGUACUGCCCUACACCCAGGGAGCCCCCAGCCUCCUCAGAAACAUCGCUGGGCCACCUGGUGCCACCCAGGUCACUCUCCAGGGACAUGGGGCCCACUACCAGGGGACAGUGGACACUGUCCCCUCUCCAGGCAACACCCCCCUGAGCACCAUAAGUCACACAGGGCCCCUGGCACCGCAGUCGCUGGAGGUCAUCGGCAGGGGCAGCCCCUCUGACUUGACCGUUGGCUGGGCCCCAGCACCAGGGCAGCGGGAAGCCUACAGGGUCGGCUGGCGCCAGGAGGGCAGCCAGAGCUCUCUGGGCGGUCUUGUCGCCCUGGGCCCCGAUACUUCCGGCCUGACGCUGAGGGGCCCCGUGCCCGGCUCCUGCUACACCAUGUGGGGACCAGGUGGACCAGACGUCACCUUCCAGGAGCUGGUGGUCUGGGAAGCAGUCCCUGCGCCUCCCGCCAACCUGAGCCUGGGCCUGGCCGCCCAGCCCCCUGCCCUGCGGGCUGUCUGCAGCACCCCCCACCCCCCUGUCGGGGGCAGGAACAGCUUCCUCCUGUGGCUGUACCACCUGAGCCCCCUGGCUCUGGAGGGUGAGGAGACCCUGACCCCCAAGGCACACUUCUCCUGGGCCCAGCCGGCUCCGGGCACCGAGUUCCUGGCGUGGCUGUCCACCCUGCAGGGGCCGGACAAGAGCAGCGGCACCAGUGCCACAGGCUGGACACCCCCCCUCGCCCCCCCUCUCGUAAGUGUGGCCAGUGAAGGCCCCACCCAGCCCCGGGCAUCCUGGGUCCACACGCCGUGGGGCCGGGACAGCUACCAGGGGACCCUGUACCAGGCAGGUGUCCCGGUGGGCUCCAGCCCUGUGGGGGCCCAGGUGGACAGUGCCAGUUUCUCAGCUCUGACUCCGGGCACUGAGUACGAGGUGCAGGUGGUCGCACAAGCCGGGCCCCUCCAUGUGGCAACAGCCGGCGCCUCCGGCUGGAUCUCCUCACUGGUGCCCAUCAAGCUGCUGGUGUCCAUGCAGGCGGGCAGUGCUGUGGUCAGCCUGGCCUGGGCCAGCGGCCGCCUGGGGCACGGAGUGUGCCGCACUCACCUCUCCCUGUCCGUGCUGUGCCAGGCGGGGCCGCUCCAGGCCUCCACGCACCUGGUGCUGCUGCCCGUGGAGCCCGACCCAGUGGAGGACGUGCGGUGCCAGCCCGAGGUCACCCGCAUGGCUCUGGCCUGGAUGGUGCCCAAGGGGGACGUGGACACGUGUCCGGUGGUGGCGGAGCAGCUGGCAGCAGGAGGGGACGCCCACCUUGUCUUCCAGGCCAACACCUCUGGGGAUGCCCUCCUGCUGUCCCGCCUGCAGCCCGCCACGUCCUACCGCCUCAGCCUCUCCGUGCGGGGCAGGAACGGCCCGUGGAGCCGGGAAGUCACCGUGGUGUGUGCCACUGCUGCCGAGGCCUGGCACCCCCACCCCCGAUCUGGCCGAGGCCCCCAGCUGGAGCCUGAGAUGGGGAUGGACGUGCUGAUAUCCCAGGGCAUGUUUGGCGAGGAUGACGGGCAGAUCCAGUGGUAUGGCGUCAUCGCCACUGCUAACAUGCCGCUGGCACGGCCUCCCUGUGAAGCCAUCAACCACACCUGAUACGACCACCACUAUGGGGGAUGUGACUCCUACCUGGCCGUCCUGCUCCCCAGCCCCUUCUACCCGGGGCCCUGGGCCGUGCCGACGUCCUGGAUGGUGCCUGUGGGAACAGAGGACCGCGGCCAGACCCAGGAUGUUUGUAAUGGGCAGCUCAAGCCGGGUUCCCACUAUUGGUUCAGUGUUGCAGCCUUUACCAGGUACAGCUCUGAGACCCUCAUCUCCUUCUCAGCCUUCUCAGAGCCCCGGGCCAGCGGGUCCCGGGCGGCCGUGCCCCUCCCAGCAGCGGUGGGCGUCGCAGCGGGCGGUGGCCUUGCGCUUGGCGCCUUGCUGGGCCUGCUGUUCUGGAGGCGAGUGCAGGGGCGGAGGUCGGAGAAGAACCUGUGCUCCCAGGAGCUGGCGGCUUGCAACCUGUGGACCCACCGACCCAUCCCUGCCCACAGCUUCCGACAGGGCUAUGAGGCCAAGAGCGCCCGUGCCCACCAGGCUUUCUUUCAGGAGUUCGAGGAGCUGAAGGAGGUGGGCAAGGGGCAGCCUAGGCUGGAGGCCGAGCACCCUGCCGACAACGAGAACCGCUACCCUCUCGUGCUGCCCUAUGACCACUGCCGGGUCAGGCUGACCCCGCUGGAUGGAGAGCCUCACUCCAAUUACGUCAACACCAGCUUCAUCCCGGGCUACACCCGCCCGCAGGAGUUCAUCACCACCCAGGGGCUUCUAAAGAAGACCCUGGAGGACUUCUGGCAGCUGGCGUGGGAGCAGCAGGUCCGGGUCGUUGUCAUGCUGACGGUGGGCAUGGAGAGUGGGCGGGUGCUACGUGAGCACCACUGGCCAGCCGACUCCACCCCUGUCACCCACGGUCGCAUCCCCGUCCACCUCCUGGCCGAGGAGCCCGAGGACGAGUGGACCACACGGGACUUCCAGCUGCAGCACGCUGCCCAGCAACUGUAGUGGACAAUGAAGCAGCUGCAGUUCACCACCCGGCCAGACCACAGCGUCCCCGAGACCCCCAGCUCCCUGCUGGCCUUUGUGGACCCCGUUCGGGAGAGGAGUGGGGCCUGUCCUGCCCUGGGCCCUCUGACCCGCAGUGCAGGCGUGGGCCGCUCGGACACCUUUGUGGCCCUGUCAGGGCUGCUGUAGCAGCUGGGGGAGGAGGAUACAGUGGUCAAGCCAGAGGCCGACCUCAGGCUGGUGGAGCUGCAGCUGCCGGACUGGCCUCCAGGUGGCGCCAGACUGCCGACUCAGGCCGGCCCGGACCGCCAGGUGGGCGCGUCCCCCAGCCGGGCGCCUGGCUCCAUCCCGGGAGCAGGGUCCAGGGCUCCCGGGCUCCCACCUGACUGGGGCCGCGUGCAAGACGCUUUGAGCCAGGAUGCGGCGGGUGACCCCGAGUUGUCCUUCUGGGGCUGCUCCCCCCCCCAAGUGGGUGACCUCGAACAAACAAGGUGCUUCCGGGGCCCUCCUCCGAUCCCCUGUGGCCCCGAGGCUGUCCGCUCUGGCACAGGGUCCUGA
Messenger RNA from Delphinapterus leucas (beluga whale), 5134 nucleotides. Lineage: Eukaryota; Metazoa; Chordata; Mammalia; Artiodactyla; Monodontidae. The record is from RefSeq and is a predicted model, not a curated record.